Messenger RNA from Xyrichtys novacula (pearly razorfish), 1245 nucleotides. Lineage: Eukaryota; Metazoa; Chordata; Actinopteri; Labriformes; Labridae. The record is from the annotation of a GenBank genome assembly.
AUGAACGGACAAGUUAUUCUCCUGGGACUGCUGUUCAUCAGUCUGGCUAUAGGUAACAUCAAUUAUUGCUUUGACAGGGUAGUUUCAUGUCCGUCAUUUUCAGAAGGUCGUUCCUGCAGAUUUAGUUGUGAGAUUUUUGUUUUGGUGCCAGAGAAUAAUAAUACACUCAAAAAUUGUGUAGUUUGCAUGUUGUCUUUUACUGUCUUAAUCUUAUUUUAUGAAAGGAGGUUAAGUUUGGCUUUUAUUGACACCGAUCACAGAAACAAAAAUGGGAAAAUCAGAAGUCACGAACUCUUUAAGAUGAAAAGUAAAGAUAGAAUUAUAUAACCAAAGCACUUGUGUGCAUGUUUCAACACAACAUGAUGUACUGACAAUUACUUCAUAACAUUUGUGGUACUAAUAUCUGUAUUUUUUUAGUAUUAUUUACAAAAGACAAGAGAUAUCAGUUGAAGACACAAUAUUGUAUUUCCUUUUCCCUUUAUUGUUAAGUGUUAUUUCAGCCUCAGGUUUUUAUAUGUUUAAGGAUUUUUUAUAUGCUCUGCUUUAUUAGGUGCACAGGGGAUGUGUGGAGAAGCCAGAGCAGUAGGUUUAAAUUCGAUUGUUUUUAAAACAUUUUCUUUACACCGAUGUCUGAUAAGAUGUCACAUCAAAUGUGUAUGUUGUUCUUAUUUGACAGCCUAAGUGUCGUAUGGUGGGGGGGAAGCCUUUUUGCCCUGAGGAAUUCGUUGCAGUUUGUGGCUCAGAUGGAGUGACAUACCAGAACGAGUGUGCUCUGUGUUUCAAAAACAAGUGAGUUAACACAGCAGCUCCGGCUCAUUACAGGGACAUCACUCAGUUUAGCUCCAGUGGAGCAUUUAAACUGCCUGUGCUGCCCCUCUGAUGGGGAUGGAUUUCAAUGUCACAACACUAAACUCUGACUGGCUGAUGGCAGCAGCUGAACUGUAACAUUUUUCCCCAUUUGAGUCCAUCAUUUGUUCAAUAGUCUUUUCAGGAAAUUCUCAGGUGGCCAUGAGCUAUUACUGAACAAUGAAAGGCAUAGCUCUGACAUUACACCAUCACACAAAAGGGGACAACUACUUUAAGAAAUCCUCACUGAUGGCUCUAUCACUGAACACAAAAACAAACAAAUAAGCAAAUCAACAAAAUAAUUUGCAGAAUUUACUGUGAUAUCAUUUUCCUUUCAGUAGAGACAACAGCGACGUUACAAUCAUACAUGACGGAGAGUGCAAAGUGCCUGCAGAUUGA